UUCUGAAGGAAUCGCCAGCCAUCUUUAGUUGCAGAAGCCAUGGAAGUUUUAAUCUCACCUUCAUCCCUUAUUUCCGCAUAAAUGAAAUACAGACCAACCUUUAGACUUUAAUGUGAGGAAACACUAACCUGGGACCCUUUGCCGGACCUAUUUGGCUGUCGCUAGUCCAUGACAAAGAUAUUUGGCAACGUCCUAGGGAGGCCUUCAUUCAAAAUGAGUGAAAGCAAGUUGAAUACGUUGGUGCAGAAGCUUCAUGACUUUUUGGCUCACUCAUCCGAAGAAUCUGAGGACGCAAACUCGCCUCCAAGACUAUCUGUGAGCAAAAGUAUAGGUAAAAGUAGUGGGCCUGAAAAUAGUCCAACUCCAAUGGAAAACAACAGGGAAGAGGGCAAUAGCUCUUCAGAAAGAUCCAAAUCUUUAGGAUCAUCACGUUCAAAAAGGAAACCUACAGUUGUAACAAAGUAUGUUGGAUCAGAUGAUGAACAAACCUUACCCGAAACUGUAAAUGAAGAUGUUUCAAAUGAAAACUCAGAAAAUGAUGUUGAUAUGAAAAGCUUACCUAAAGGUACAGUGGUUGUACAACCAGAGCCAGUGCUGAAUGAAGACAAAGAUGAUUUUAAAGGGCCUGAAUUUAGAAGCAGAAAUAUCGUUAAAAUGAAACCUGAAGCUCCCAAAAAGCGUGGAGAGGAAGGACUGCAUGGAAUUGUAAGCUGUACAGCCUGUGGGCAACAGGUGAACCAUUUUCAAAAGGAUUCAAUCUAUAGACAUCCUACACUGAAAGUCCUUAUCUGUAAGACUUGCUACAAAUAUUAUAUGAGCGAUGACAUUAGCCGUGAUUCAGAUGGAAUGGAUGAACAGUGUAGAUGGUGUGCUGAAGGUGGAAAUUUAAUUUGCUGCGACUUUUGCCAUAAUGCCUUCUGCAAAAAGUGCAUUUUGCGCAAUCUGGGCCGAAAGGAGCUGUCAGCCAUAAUGGAUGAAAAUAACCAAUGGCAUUGCUACAUUUGCCACCCAGAACCUUUGUUGGACUUGGUCACUGCAUGUGACAGUGUUUUUGAAAAUUUAGAACAGUUAUUGCAACAAAACAAGAAGAAGAUCAGAGUUGAGAGUGAAAAAAGUAAAAUAUAUGAUCACACACUCAAAUUUUCUCCAAAGAGAAAUAUUUCAAAUUGUAAUGGAGAAGAAAAGAAAUUAGAUGACUCAUAUUCUGGUUCUUUAACCUAUUCCUAUAAAGCACUAAUGGUGCCAAAAGACAUGCUUAAAAAGACAAAAAAACUGGUUGAGACCACAACUAAUAUGAACGCUAGUUUUGUAAGUUUUUUGAAAACGGCAGCAGAAAAUUCAGAAAUAAACUCUACCAUACAGCUACGUCAGCUGAAAGCUUUUAAAUCUGUUUUGAGUGACAUAAAAAAAGUUCAUUUAGCAUUAGAAGAAGGUCUGAAUCAAGAGAUUCAAGCUUUGGAUGUUAAAAUCAAAGAGAAGAAUACCAAAGAGAAAAAAACUGAUAUUAAACUAGAAAAAAAUGAAGUGAAAAGAGAUGAAGGAAAGGAACAUGCAGAGUUGAAAGAGGACACUGUAAAGUCAGUGAAAAAAGCUGUGUCAGAACAGCCUGACAAUGAGCCCAUGGACCAAAAUGUUCCAGCAACACAACAAACAGAAAACAAGAAUACUAGCAGUGAAGAUAAAAAGUCUGAGACAAAUGAAGAGCCUCAAUAUGAACCUAAUAGUACUGAGGCUUUAGACAUGGAUAUUGUGUCUGUUCCUUCAUCAGUCCCUGAAGAUAUUUUUGAGACUCUAGAAUCGGCUAUGGAAACUCAGAGUGCAGCAGAUGAACAGGGCAAUGGAAGUACAUCAACAGAGCUGGAGACAGUAAAUGUUAAUAUAAAAUGUGCUACAGCUUCAAAAGACAUUAAAGGAGGUACCAAGUUAAAAGCAUCAGCUAAAGUAAGAAAAGAAUUGUUUGUAAAACUGACUCCUGUUUCCCUUUCUGAUUCUCCAGUUAAAGCUGAAGAUCAAGACAGUAAUCCAGUAAAGGGAGAUCAGAAUGCUGAUGUAAUACCCAAGGCAGAAAACUGUGAUUCUGGAAAAGAAAAUCAUUACAUUGGUAAUGAACGCUCACCUGAAAAUGAAACUGUCCCCUUGGUAGAGGAAUCUGAUCUCAGGAGGUCUCCACGUGUGAAGACUACACCUCUGAGGCGUCAAACAGACAUGAAUCCUUUAACAUCUAAUUCAGAAGAGGACAGCAAUGACGCAUACUGUGAGAAGCGCAAGCAAAAAUCAUCAACCCAGUCAAUGAGAAAAAAAGAUAAAAGAAAUUCUUCUGACAAUACUACUGAUCAUCCUAAACCUAAUAAGCUUUCUAAAUCAAAAAAAUCAGACAUAUUGGACCAAAGUUCGGAUUCAGAUGAGAUGCCAGCAGUCCUUAAAGAAGUAGCCAUGAUGAGUCAUAGUUCCUCAGAUAUUGAUAGCAAUAGUGAGACAUCCAAUAAUAUUCAGAAGAAUGCUUUAAAUGAUCUAACGAAACAACCAGUGAAGUAUGAGAAUGGAAAGCGCAAAAGAAAAAGCUCCACUUCUGGUUCAGAUUUAGUUGCCAAAAAAGGCAAAUCAACUAAAGGCUCCACUUCUGCAAAAAAGAAACGACAGAACCCUUCAGAUUCUUCAAAUUAUGACUCUGAGUUAGAAAGAGAGAUAAAGAGUUUGAGUAAAAUAGAGUCUGCAAAAAAAGCCAAAAAGAAAUACCCCAGAAAAGAAGAGAAUUAUGAUUCUUCUUCUGAAGAACAGAAUAAAAAAGGAUCUACUAGUAAGAAAAAAAUAAAUUUGAAGAAACAGCAGGUUGAAUCAUCUGAUGAUGCUGAGAAGUCAUCCCCAGAGAAAGAGGAGACUAAUCAUUCUUCUGAAGAUAAAAAAAUUAGGAAGGGGACAGCAGUCAAUGAAAAGAAAAACAGAGAUUUAAAAGAAAGAACUCCGAAGGGGAAGCAUGACGGAUCAUCUGAUACUGAGAAAUCAUCCCUGGAGAAAGAGGAGAGUUGCCAUUCUUCUGAUGGUAAAAAGAGAGCAGAAACAAAAGAAAAGAAAAACAGAAAUUUGAAAAAGAGAAAGGUACAGAAUGAUUCUUCUUUGGAUGGAACUGAGAAGUCUGCAGCGAAGGAGCAGAGUUGUGAUUCUUCAGAAGACAAAACCAAGAAUAAAAAAGGAACAGAAGGUAAAGAAAACAAAAAAGAAAACUCGAAAAAGAAAAAUAAGAAAGAACAAGAUGGUUCUUCUUCUGAUGGAGAUAAAUCAUCCCCAGAGAAAAAGAGUUGCAUUUCCUCUGAAAAUAAGAGUAAAAAUGAAAUGGCAGUUGAGGAAAAGAGAGAGAGAAAUUUGAGAGAGAGAACAUUGAAAAAGUUGCAGAAUGAUUCAUCUUCAGAUGCUGAGAAGUCCCCAAAGAAAGAGGAGAGUUCUUCUGAAGAUGUUCAACAGAAUAAAAAACGAAUAGAAGCUAAAGAAAAGAAAAAAGUAAGCCACAAAAAGAAAACUUCCAAAAAAGAACAGAAUGACUCAUUGUCCUCUUCUGAUGAGGAGCCUUAUGAAGACAAUAAAAAAAAGAGUAAAAAGAGUUCCGCUAAGGAGAAUAAAAAGGGUAACUUAAAAGUGGAAAAAAGAAUUUCUAAAAAACAGAAGGAUGACAUCACCUGUUCCUCCUCAUCAGAUGAGGAAGAAAAUGAUGACCAGAAUUCAGCAAUCGAUGGAAGCAGUGAUGAGCAGAAGAUUAAGCCAGUGACUGAAAGCUUAAUACUGUCCUCCAACACAGGAUUUUGUCAGUCUUCAGGGGAUGAAGGAGAGACUAAAUCGGGGGCUGUUCCAAUGGAGGAGGAGGAGGAUGAUGACGAUCCUGAGAAUAGAAUUGCCAAGAAAAUGCUUUUAGAAGAAAUCAAAGCCAAUCUUUCCUCUGAUGAGGAUGCAUCUUCAGAUGAAGAAUCAGAUGAAGGAAAAAAGAAAACUGGAAAGAAAAAUGAAAACGCAGAAGAUGACGAGGAGAAUGAAAAGGAAGAUAAUUCUGAAUCCGAUUCAGAUGAUGAAGAGUCUAAGAAGCCUAGAUAUAGACACAGACUGCUGAGACACAAGCUAAGUAUGAGUGAUGGAGAAUCUGAGGAAGAAAAAAAGGGAAAAUCUAAAGACACAAAAGAAGGCAAACGCAGAAAUAGAAGGAAAGUGAGCAGUGAUGAUUCAGAUGACUCAGAAUUUCAUGAAUCUGGAGUUAGUGAAGAAGUCAGUGAAUCUGAAGAUGAGCAACGUCCUAGAACAAGAUCUGCUAAGAAAGCUGAGGCAGAAGAAAAUCAGCGCAGUUACAAGCAGAAAAAGAAAAGACGACGCAUAAAGGUUCAGGAGGAUUCUUCUAGCGAAAACAAUAAUAAGAGUAAUUCUGAGGAUGAAGAUGACAAUGAUUCAAAAUCUCCUGGAAAAGGCCGGAAGAAAAUACGAAAGAUUCUUAAAGAUGAUAAGCUUAGAACAGAAACACAAAAUGCACUGAAGGAGGAGGAAGAGAGAAGAAAACGUAUUGCAGAAAGAGAAAGAGAGAGAGAGAAAUUAAGAGAGGUGAUAGAAAUAGAAGAUGCUUCACCUCUAAAGUGUCCGAUCACAACUAAACUGGUUUUAGAUGAAGAUGAAGAAACCAAAGAACCUAUAGUACAGGUUCACAGAAACAUAGUUACCAAACUGAAACCACAUCAAGUAGAUGGUGUUCAGUUCAUGUGGGAUUGCUGUUGUGAAUCUGUGAAAAAAACAAAGAAAUCUGCAGGUUCCGGAUGCAUUCUUGCCCAUUGCAUGGGUCUAGGAAAAACAUUGCAGGUAGUGAGUUUUCUCCAUACAGUUCUAUUGUGUGAUAAACUGGAUUUCAGCACAGCUCUCGUGGUGUGUCCACUGAACACUGCCUUGAACUGGCUGAAUGAGUUUGAAAAAUGGCAAGAAGGUUUAGAAGAUGAUGAGAAACUAGAGGUCUCUGAACUAGCAACUGUAAAACGCCCUCAAGAAAGAUCCUAUAUGCUGCAGCGAUGGCAGGAAGAUGGAGGCGUUAUGAUCAUAGGCUAUGAGAUGUACCGUAAUCUUGCACAAGGCAGGAAUGUCAAAAGUAGAAAACUUAAGGAAAUAUUUAACAAGGCUCUGGUUGAUCCAGGCCCUGACUUUGUUAUAUGUGAUGAAGGGCACAUAUUAAAAAAUGAAGCUUCUGCUGUUUCUAAGGCUAUGAAUUCUAUACGAUCCAGGAGGAGGAUAAUUCUUACAGGAACACCACUGCAGAAUAAUCUUAUAGAAUAUCACUGCAUGGUUAAUUUUAUCAAGGAAAAUUUGCUUGGAUCAAUUAAGGAAUUCAGAAAUCGGUUUAUAAAUCCAAUCCAGAAUGGUCAGUGUGCAGACUCCACCAUGGUAGAUGUUAGGGUAAUGAAGAAGCGUGCCCACAUACUGUAUGAGAUGCUAGCUGGAUGUGUUCAGAGGAAAGAUUACACAGCAUUAACAAAGUUCCUGCCACCAAAAUAUGAAUAUGUUCUAGCAGUUAGAAUGACAUCUAUUCAGUGUAAGCUGUAUCAGUACUACUUGGAUCACUUGACAGGUGUAGGUAGUAGCAGUGAAGGUGGAAGAGGUAAAGCUGGAGCUAAGCUCUUCCAGGACUUCCAGAUGUUAAGCAGAAUCUGGACUCACCCUUGGUGUUUGCAGCUGGACUAUAUUAGUAAAGAAAAUAAGGGCUACUUUGAUGAAGACAGUUUGGAUGAGUUCAUAGCUUCAGAUUCAGAUGAAACUUCAAUGAGUUUAAGCUCUGAUGAUUAUGCUAAGAAAAAAAAAUCCAAGGGGAAAAAAGCAAAGAAAGAGAGUAGCUCAAGUGGAAGUGGAAGUGAUAAUGAUGUUGAAGUGAUUAAAGUCUGGAAUUCAAGAUCUCGUGGGGGUGGAGAAGGAAACACAGAGGAACUUGCAAACAACCCUCCAUUGGCUGUAAAGUCAGAUGAAGGUAAAGCCACAUCCUCUUCCAACCCAGGCAGCCCAGCUCCAGACUGGUACAAAGAUUUUGUCACCGAUGCAGAUGCUGAAGUAUUGGAACAUUCUGGGAAAAUGGUGCUUCUCUUUGAAAUUCUUCGCAUGGCGGAGGAGCUUGGAGAUAAAGUUCUAGUUUUUAGCCAGUCUCUAAUAUCACUGGAUUUGAUAGAAGAUUUUCUGGAACUGGCAAGCAGGGACAAAACUGACAAAGAUAAGCCUGUUAUUUAUAAAGGUGAAGGAAAAUGGUUCAGAAAUAUUGACUACUAUCGUUUAGAUGGUUCAACCACGGCUCAGUCAAGAAAGAAAUGGGCUGAAGAAUUUAAUGAUGAAACUAAUGUGAGAGGCCGUUUGUUUAUUAUUUCCACUAAAGCAGGAUCCCUUGGAAUUAAUCUGGUGGCUGCUAAUAGAGUGAUUAUCUUUGAUGCCUCUUGGAAUCCAUCCUAUGAUAUUCAGAGUAUCUUCAGGGUUUACCGCUUUGGGCAGAACAAACCUGUGUUUGUGUACAGGUUCUUGGCUCAGGGAACAAUGGAGGACAAGAUAUAUGAUCGUCAAGUAACGAAGCAGUCACUGUCUUUCCGAGUAGUUGACCAGCAGCAGGUUGAACGUCACUUUACCAUGAAUGAGCUUACAGAGCUUUAUACCUUUGAGCCAGACUUGCUGGAUGACCCUAAUUCAGAAAAGAAAAAGAAGAGGGAUACACCCAUGCUGCCAAAGGAUACAAUUCUGGCAGAAUUGCUUCAAAUCCACAAAGAACAUAUAGUGGGCUAUCAUGAACAUGAUUCCCUCCUAGACCAUAAAGAGGAAGAAGAAUUGACUGAAGAGGAAAGGAAGGCAGCUUGGGCAGAAUAUGAAGCUGAAAAAAAGGGUCUGACCAUGCGCUUCAACAUGCCAGCUGGGACUAAUAUGCCUCCUAUCAAUUUCAACUCUCAAACUCCAUAUAUUCCGUUCAAUUUGGGAGCAUUGUCGGCAAUGAGUAACCAACAGCUAGAGGACCUCAUUAAUCAAGGAAGAGAAAAAGUUGUGGAAGCAACCAACAGUGUAACUGCAGUGAGAAUUCAGCCCCUUGAAGAUAUAAUUUCAACUAUAUGGAAGGAAAAUCUGACCCUGACAGAGACCCAAGUACAGGCCUUGGCCCUAAGCAGACAGGCAAGCCAGGAGCUUGAUAUUAAGCGCCGAGAAGCCAUCUAUAAUGAUGUCUUGACAAAACAACAGAUGUUAAUCAGUUGUGUUCAGCGGAUACUUAUGAACAGAAGACUACAGCAGCAGUACAAUCAGCAGCAGCAGCAGCAAAUGUCUUAUCAACAAGCAGCAAUGAGUCAUCUCAUGAUGCCAAAGCCUCCAAAUUUAAUCAUGAAUCCUUCCACCUACCAGCAGAUAGAUAUGAGAGGAAUGUAUCAGGCAGUUUCUGGUGGUAUGCAGCCACCGCCAUUGCAGCGUGCACCACCCCCAAUGAGAGGCAAAAAUCCAGGACCUUCCCAAGGGAAAUAA
Messenger RNA from Emys orbicularis (European pond turtle), 7491 nucleotides. It is a transcript of the gene ATRX, whose product is annotated as ATRX chromatin remodeler. The transcript has 36 exons. The record is from RefSeq and is a predicted model, not a curated record. Bases 169 to 7491 code for a protein of 2440 amino acids. Gene Ontology annotation, biological process: replication fork processing; chromatin remodeling. Gene Ontology annotation, molecular function: chromatin DNA binding; ATP-dependent chromatin remodeler activity; ATP binding. NCBI's taxonomy places the organism in Eukaryota, Metazoa, Chordata, Testudines, Emydidae. Gene Ontology annotation, cellular component: nucleus; pericentric heterochromatin.